Molecule: messenger RNA, 1305 nt
Organism: Zygotorulaspora mrakii
Lineage: Eukaryota; Fungi; Ascomycota; Saccharomycetes; Saccharomycetales; Saccharomycetaceae
Gene: RPT5
Product: proteasome regulatory particle base subunit RPT5
Exons: 1
Coding region: 1-1305 (434 amino acids)
Biological process (GO): proteasome-mediated ubiquitin-dependent protein catabolic process
Cellular component (GO): proteasome regulatory particle, base subcomplex
Molecular function (GO): ATP binding; ATP hydrolysis activity; proteasome-activating activity
Source: RefSeq, a predicted model, not a curated record
AUGGCUACGCUAGAAGAGUUGGACGCCCAGCAAUUGCCAGGAGAUGCGGAAUUAGAGAAGGAGAUUUUGAACUUGUCAACGCAGGAGUUGACAACAAGGGCCAAGCUGCUGGACAACGAGAUACGCAUUUUCAGGUCAGAAAUUCAAAGGGUAACACAUGAGAACAGUACGAUGGUGGAAAAAAUCAAGGAUAACAAGGAAAAAAUAAAGAAUAACAGGCAGUUGCCGUACCUGGUAGCCAACGUCGUGGAAAUUAUGGACAUGGAUGAGCUACAGGAUAAAGAAAACAGCGAAGCUGUGACGCAGAAUGGUAAUUUAAACUUGGAUAACGCGGCGGAAGGAAAAGCAGCCGUAGUUAAGACAUCCUCCCGACAAACCGUUUUUUUACCAAUGGUUGGGCUGGUAGAUCCGGAAACUUUGAAGCCAAAUGAUCUUGUCGGCGUUAAUAAGGACUCGUAUUUGAUCCUGGAGACUUUACCAUCCGAAUUCGAUUCUCGUGUGAAAGCGAUGGAAGUUGAUGAGAAACCCACAGAGACGUAUUCUGAUGUCGGUGGAUUAGACAAACAGAUCGAAGAAUUGGUAGAAGCAAUUGUUUUGCCCAUGAAACGUGCUGAUAAAUUCAAAGAGAUGGGUAUCAGAGCUCCAAAGGGUGCUUUGAUGUAUGGCCCUCCUGGUACAGGUAAAACUCUGCUGGCUCGUGCUUGUGCAGCUCAAACUAAUGCGACAUUUUUAAAACUUGCCGCACCACAGCUUGUCCAGAUGUUUAUUGGUGAAGGUGCAAAAUUAGUUCGUGACGCUUUUGAACUGGCUAAAGAAAAAGCACCAACAAUCAUUUUCAUUGAUGAGUUGGAUGCAAUUGGUACAAAAAGAUUUGAUUCUGAAAAAUCUGGUGAUAGAGAAGUGCAGAGAACAAUGUUGGAACUGCUAAAUCAAUUGGACGGAUUUGGCUCAGACGAUCGUGUCAAAGUAUUAGCAGCAACGAAUAGAGUGGACGUGCUUGAUCCAGCCCUACUGAGAUCUGGUAGAUUAGAUAGAAAAAUUGAAUUUCCUUUACCAACAGAAGAUGCGAGGGCACAAAUUUUACAAAUCCAUUCGAGGAAGAUGACCACUGCCGAUGAUAUAAAUUGGCAAGAAUUGGCAAGGUCGACUGAUGAAUUUAAUGGUGCACAGUUGAAGGCCGUCUCAGUAGAGGCUGGUAUGAUUGCAUUGAGGAAUGGACAGGACUCAGUGAAACAUGAAGAUUUCGUUGAUGCGAUUGGUGAAGUGCAAGCUAGGAAAUCGAAGUCUGUUUCAUUUUACGCAUGA